Molecule: messenger RNA, 1464 nt
Organism: Poecilia latipinna (sailfin molly)
Lineage: Eukaryota; Metazoa; Chordata; Actinopteri; Cyprinodontiformes; Poeciliidae
Exons: 11
Coding region: 10-1464 (484 amino acids)
Source: RefSeq, a predicted model, not a curated record
UUCAACAGAAUGGCUUCACUUGGACUGCUGCUGCAUCUGAUGCUCCUGGUUGCUUCUGCAGAUACCUCUUAUCGCUUUGAUAUGUACUAUGGAGGUUCAGUGAACUUCUCUCCAAAAGAACUGACAAACGGAAAAUAUAAGACUGAAUUCCGUCUCAAACAAACAACGUUCCUUUAUGCCGUUGAUGAUCCUGUAUGCAGUGCCGGUGAUUGUGGGACUCAGAUAAACAAAUUCCGUGUAAUAUCUGCACAAACCUCCGAUAAUAUCACCUGGAAGCAGUAUGCAGUAACAUCUACUAGAGAAUUUGGCACCAACCUUCCUUUUGAGAUGAGUCUCCCUAACUGGGUCCACUGGUGGUGGGGAGCAGGUUUCUGGGAAGAAAACAUUUUUGGCAGCCAUUUGCGGUGGAAAAGUUUGUUACAUGUGGACCCUGGAAUCCGAUCUGAUACUGGUGAAUCUAACCGAUCUCCUAUUUUCACCACACCCCCCGUUCUCAGAAUAACAAGAAACUGCCCUCGAACAUUCAGAAUGGCAUUGUUUGACCCUGAUGGUGAUGAUGUGAGAUGCAGAGUACCGACAGACAGCUCAUCUGAGUGUGGGAUGUGCAGACUCGUCAGUGGUUUCUCUUUUGACCAGCGUUCCUGCUCCAUUACUUAUAACUACAGCAGUUACACUGGGAUCCAUCCGAUUGAACUUGUGAUUGAAGACUUUCCCACCAAGCAGAUAAACCUUUAUUACUCUGAUGAGUCCUACACAACAAAGCACCCCCUUUCAUUGAUGAGACAUAGACGUCAAAUUGCAUACCCAGUCACCACAACGGUAGAUCCACUCAGGACCACCACAUAUCCUACUCCAACAGCAUCGGCUCCUGCAACAACCACCACUAAGAUUGCCAACUAUACCCAUAAAUACCUGCAAAGGAUUCAUGACCUUCUUGUUGUAGGACCAGCUGGCUUAUUAAAGGAGAACGUCUCUUAUGAUACAUACAUCCUAAGAUGGACUCCAACUUCAAAUAACCUCUAUGAUUAUUUCCCAAUUUGCUUUGUAUCUGAAGCAAGAGACCAGCUUGACCAAGUCUAUCAUUCAGAGCUACGCUGCAUUACUAUCGGUGUUGGGCAUCAUGAGGCCAAAGUGACCUGCAAUGAAACAACAAUUUCUGUGGAGGUGGAAAAAGACUAUCUUGUCAAGCAUAAUGAGGACAUAUUGCAUUUCAAUGAGUUUACAGACUCCUCAUGCAACUUGAAAACACUCUCCAACGCCAGCCAUCUGGUCGCCGUCAUGCCUCUAGGAAGUUGUGGAACGCUUGUGGAGGAGGAUGAUGAUAGCAUUAUCUUUACCAAUGUGAUCACAUCUGCAGACAAAAGGAAAAUUGUUUCCAGGCAGCAUGACGUUGAGAUCUCCUUUUCCUGCUCCUUCCCGAAGCGAACCAACCUGACUCUGGGAUUCAGACACAAAAACCCUUGA